Molecule: messenger RNA, 863 nt
Organism: Nymphaea colorata (pocket water lily)
Lineage: Eukaryota; Viridiplantae; Streptophyta; Magnoliopsida; Nymphaeales; Nymphaeaceae
Product: peroxiredoxin Q, chloroplastic
Exons: 4
Coding region: 88-732 (214 amino acids)
Biological process (GO): cell redox homeostasis; cellular response to oxidative stress
Cellular component (GO): chloroplast thylakoid membrane; cytoplasm
Molecular function (GO): thioredoxin peroxidase activity
Source: RefSeq, a predicted model, not a curated record
CUCUUUUCCGACGGCGAACCUUUCUCCUCCGUUUGCCAUUUCCAUUUUUCCCAAUCUUUCUCGGAGGGAAAACUCUCGCCGGAAAAAAUGGCCUGCAUUUCCGUUCCGAAGCCCUCGCUGACGGUCGUUUCCGCUUCCAGCCCCAACAAACUCGUUUCUUCCCAGUCCCUCACCUUGAAGUCGUCCGAGUCGCACAUCCAUGGCCUAAAGCUCGCGAGAUUCGGCCUCGCCACGCCUCUCGCUGCGCCAGCUCGGACCCCAAGCGUCGUCACCAUAGCGGCUAAGGUGUCCAAGGGUUCUGUUCCACCAAAUUUCACGCUCAAAGACCAGGAUGGCAAAAACGUGAGCCUCUCCAAGUACAAGGGCAAACCCGUCGUCGUCUAUUUUUACCCUGCGGAUGAAACGCCUGGAUGCACAAAGGAGGCUUGCGCAUUUAGAGAUUCUUAUGAAAAGUUUAAGAAAUCAGGAGCUGAAGUUGUGGGUAUUAGUGGGGACGAUCCAUCAUCACACAAGGCAUUCGCCAAAAAAUAUAGGCUUCCUUUCACAUUGUUGAGUGAUGAGGGGAACAAGGUGAGGAAAGAGUGGGGAGUGCCGUCUGACCUGUUUGGUACAUUGCCUGGAAGGGAGACCUACGUUCUUGACAGGAAUGGCGUGGUCCAGCUGGUAUACAACAAUCAGUUCCAGCCAGAGAAGCAUGUUGACGAGACCUUGAAGUUACUGCAGAAACUCUGAUGCUAAAUCUCUCCUUUCUACUGUUUCAUUCUGUAGCGGACGAGAGAAAUUUGUGGAUGAUCUGUAUACGUUUUCACUCUCUAGUUUUGUCAGUAUAUAGUGCAUGAUCCACCAUGCCCUUCUUGAUUUAA